CAACACUGCUGAAAAAUGACUCAUUUCCUGACACGAAUACCAUAUUCAAUUACCAUGGCUCAAGAUAAAGUCCAGCCCACAAGCCUUCCAAGCAAAAGCUGUCUGCAGAGCUAAAAGCACCUUAUACAGCUAAACUAUUCUGCUUUUAAAGCAGAAGAUCAGAGACUGAGAAUCAUGGCAAGAAGACUUUUUACUCAUGUGCUGGCUUUGCUGCAUUUCUGUCCUUCUUCUGACUCCUAUGAACCACCUACAUUGCCUGAUAUUGGAGAUCCAAAGUUUAUUGAUGAAUGUGUGGUAACACAUAACAGAUUCCGGUCUGGAGUGAAUCCGGCAGCUAGCAACAUGCUUUACAUGAGCUGGGAUCCAGAUUUGGCAAAGACUGCAAAAGCUUGGGCAAAGAAAUGCCAAUUUAAACAUAAUAUCUACCUCAAAGAGCCAGGGAAAGCUCACCCCAAAUUCACUCCUGUUGGAGAAAACCUGUGGACGGGCUCACUUUCAGGUUUUACUGUGAAAGGAGCCAUCACUGCUUGGUAUGAGGAGGUCAGCGCCUACAGUUAUGCCACCAAUAGCUGUAAAGGAGUGUGUGGUCAUUACACGCAGAUUGUUUGGGCUAAAAGUUACAAAGUUGGCUGUGCUGUUCACUUUUGUCCGAGAGUGACGGGCUUCCCUGCAACUAAUGCAGCACACUUUAUUUGCAACUAUGGACCAGCUGGGAAUUACCCAAAGCACCCAUACGAGAUAGGAGCAGCAUGCAGCAAGUGCACGGGCGAGCAGUGUGCAGACAAGCUGUGUAAAAAUGCAGAGCGUGACAAAGUCGUUAGUGAUUCCAGAUGGUAUCCAGACUGGGACAGACCUGCAUGUGAUGAGUACUGUAUCACCGUUAUAGUUUUAAGGCCGUUAUUACUUGCACUGGCAAUUCCAGCCACCUGGAUCUUCCAGAAAUAUUGGUCUGUAGCACCUGCCAGUGAAUAACACACAUGCAGAAGACUGCAAGAGCAGUUAGGUCAAUUCGUCCCUACCCUAUGCAUGUUACUGGUAGUGGAAAGAGCUGUAGAGACAUCGAUUGCAUCCACAGAUGAUUUAGAAAUACAAAAAUAUCAUUUUCAUUUCCAGCAGCAGGUAGGAAAGCUGGUAGCAGCCUUCUCAUUGUUCAGAACCAAUCAUUGGUUUUAAAUCACCCACUUUUUUUCUGAAGUGGAGCAGUCGGAGAAGGGGUUCAGUGGGUAACGGAGCAUGCUGCAGAGGCAGUGAGACACAGACAGCUGCCCACAGCACUAAGACCGGUUGCAGGCUGACUCCAGCCCAGGAGCCUGUCCCUCGCCCCAGCCAAGGCCCAGGGCUGCACGCACACCUCUCCUCCUCCUGCAGCAGUAGCUCCUAGGAUGCUCUUCCAGCAAGCUGCAGCGGCAUGGUGUUGAGUAGCUGACAAUUUUUCUUAACAACAUUUAUCAAACUGUUUUUGGAUGCCUGUAAGCUCUUACAUCUGCAUCCUGCAGCAAGCAGUACGCUUCCCAGUCUCGCUGUGCACUGAGGGCGCUGGCACUUCUCUGUUUAGGAUCUGUUUCCAGACAUUAACUUCGUCUAUGCCAGGAAGCAGAGUUUCACCUGUGUUUACAUUUGGUUAUGUACAACCUCAGCCUUUCUUCUCUCUCUCUUUCUCUCUUUUUUUUUUUUUCUCUAAAUAUGGGGAUUUUGACUGAUGUUUUGAAAAAUAAACCAUUGUUUCCUCUUU
Molecule: messenger RNA, 1732 nt
Organism: Dromaius novaehollandiae (emu)
Lineage: Eukaryota; Metazoa; Chordata; Aves; Casuariiformes; Dromaiidae
Product: glioma pathogenesis-related protein 1-like
Exons: 6
Coding region: 175-972 (265 amino acids)
Cellular component (GO): extracellular region
Source: RefSeq, a predicted model, not a curated record